CAGCCAGCGACCCCACACCGUCCACAGCCCACCCCCCCCUCUAUCCCCUCUAUAACCUCCGGGGCAUCUCUCUCUCUCUCUCUCUCGUGAUCCUACUCAUCGUCUCGUCAGCACCAGGUCAGCUCGUCAACAACCUCCGGCACGGUACAGACGGCGCGACACCCAAAAGCACAGCCAGCUCGCAACUCCCACCACCCCCCCAUCGCACUCACAGCUCUCGUACACCAUGGGCAUCCUCGACUAUGUUAUUCUGGGCUUGACCCACCCCGGAGAGCUCCGCGCAAUGGUCGGCUACAAGGUUUGGAAGGACCACCGCGACAUUACCGACCCCAAGGAGUUCGAGGCGACUGGCUACGACCGCGAGACGAUGAAGCGGUCGUGGGAGUUCCUUGACCAGACCAGCCGCAGUUUCGCCAUGGUCAUCAAGGAGCUCGAGGGCGAGCUGGCGCGCGUGGUCGCGCUCUUCUACCUCGUGCUCCGCGCGCUCGACACGGUUGAGGACGACAUGACGAUCCCCAACGACAUCAAGCUGCCGCUCCUCCGCUCGUUCCACCAGAAGCUUUACGAGACGGGCUGGACCUUCAACGGCAGCGGCCCGAACGAGAAGGACCGUGCGGUGCUUGUCGAGUUUGACGUGAUUCAAAAGGAGUUCAGCCUCUUGGAUCCCAAGUACCAGACCGUCAUUGCCGACAUUACGCGCAAGAUGGGCAACGGCAUGGCCGACUUUGCCGCGCUCGCUACCCCCGAGCUCCCCGUCGCCGAGGUCAACUCGAUUGCCGACUACGACCUGUACUGUCACUACGUUGCCGGCCUUGUCGGCGAGGGCCUGUCGGGUCUCUUCUCGUCAUCAGGCAAGGAGCGCUCGUUCCUCGCCCAGCAGCUCACCCUGUCCAACUCGAUGGGUCUGCUGCUUCAAAAGACCAACAUUUACCGUGAUAUUAAAGAGGAUGUCGACGAGGGCCGUGGAUUCUGGCCUCGCGCCAUCUGGGGCAAGUACGGCUUCAACAACAUGAAGGAGAUUGUCGAUCCCGCUCGCGAGCGCGAGGCCCAGUGGGCCGCCAACGAGAUGGUCCUCGACGCGCUCCGCCACGCCACCGACGCCCUCGACUACCUCACGCUGCUCAAGAACCAGUCCGUGUUCAACUUUGUCGCUAUCCCCGCCGUCAUGGCCAUGGCCACCCUCGAGGUGUGCUUCAUGAACCCCCUCAUCUUCAAGCAGAACGUCAAGAUCCGCAAGGGCCAGGCCGUCCAGAUCAUCAUGCGCAGCACAAACCCCCGCGACGUUGCGUACAUGUUCCGCGACUACGCCAAGAAGAUCCACGCGAAGAUUCCCAAGGACGAGCCCAACGCGCUCCGCUUCUCUAUUGCGCUCGCCCGCAUCGAGCAGUGGACCGAGCACCACUACCCGUCCUUCCUCGUCAUCCAGCCCGGCGCCGCCGGAGGCCCCGCCACGACUGCCAUUGACCAGACCGGCAACGACGCCCGUGCGGCCCUCUACCUCAGCAUUGUUGAGAAGGCCAAGAAGAAGGCCGAGGCGGAGAGGAGGGAAAAGUUCCUGGAUGACCUGCGCCAGCGUGGUGUCCUCCCACCAAAGGACGCCACAGCAGAGGAGAUCGUUGCUCACGACAAGGCGCUCCAGGCCAAGGCCGACGCGCAGGCCAAGGAUGACUUCCCUUGGAUUCCCCUCGUGUUGAUCGUCUUUGGCAUCCUCGCCAUCUUUGGCGGUGUCUUCUUCGCCUUGGUGUGGUUUGUGGGCAAGUACGGUGACCAGGAGUAGAGUUGUUCAGAGUAGAUCUUGCGUAAUGAUGCGGUUGCGUUGGUGCGCCGCAAGCUUUGAGAGAAGGGUGUUUGCUUGGUAGGGUCAUUCGGACAUGUAUGUUAGGUGACGCGUG
Molecule: messenger RNA, 1892 nt
Organism: Vanrija pseudolonga
Lineage: Eukaryota; Fungi; Basidiomycota; Tremellomycetes; Trichosporonales; Trichosporonaceae
Gene: ERG9
Product: Squalene synthase
Exons: 5
Coding region: 227-1777 (516 amino acids)
Biological process (GO): farnesyl diphosphate metabolic process; ergosterol biosynthetic process
Cellular component (GO): endoplasmic reticulum membrane
Molecular function (GO): squalene synthase [NAD(P)H] activity
Source: RefSeq, a predicted model, not a curated record